This is a messenger RNA of Anolis sagrei ordinatus, 1698 nucleotides long. Lineage: Eukaryota; Metazoa; Chordata; Lepidosauria; Squamata; Anolidae. The record is from RefSeq and is a predicted model, not a curated record.
GAACCUGAUUGGUGGAGCCAGGGAGAGUAAGCGGAAGUGGUGGCAGUGUCCAAGAUGGCGUCCUCUGAGGGAGACGAGGAGGCGGCGGCGGAGUGGCGCGGCGGGGACGGCCGGGAGCUGUUCCUUCGCGGCGGGGUGGAGCUGGAGCGGAGCGUGAGGGAGGCAGGCGGGCGCCUCCCGGCGUGGGUAGGCCGUGCGGGGGCGUCGCUGCGCGGGCUGGAAGUGCGAGGCGGCUGCGCGGCGCUGAGGGAGCCCGGCCCGGCCUUGUCCCUCCUCUCGGGCCUACACGCCUUGUCCCUCCCAGACUGCGGCCUCGGCCCCGCCGGGCUCUCCUCUGCCGGCCGCCUCUUCCCGCCUUCCCUCCGCACCCUCGACCUCUCCGGCAACGCCCUCGAGGCGCUUCCGUCCGAGCUGGGCGGCCUGCUCCACCCCAACCCGCCCGGGGACAAGAAACCGCUCCUCCCGGCGCUGCGCCUCCUCAACCUGCGCCGCAACCGCCUCCAAGAGAUGGGGCCCGGCCUGGGCCAACAAGCCCCGGCCCUCCAGGAGCUGCUCCUCGGCGGGAACCGGCUCACCGCCCUCCCCGGCGGGCUGCUCCCCUCCCAUACGGCCGGGCCCGCCCCCUUCCCGCUCCUCAGCACCCUCGAGGCCGCCGGGAACGAGAUCCAGCACCUCGGCCCCGACCUCGCCCGCCUCCCCGCCCUCAAGAUCUUGGACGUGUCCGAUAACAAACUCUCCGAGAUCCCCGUGGAACUGGCCGACUGCCCCAAGCUGAAGGACGUCAACUUGAAAGGCAACGCCCUGAAGGACAAGCGGCUCGAGAAGAUGGUGAACGGCUGCCAGACCAAGUCGGUCUUGGAGUACUUGCGUAAAGGGAAAGGGAAGCCGGACGGCGCGGAAAGGGAAGAUCCGAGGAAGAAGAAGCGGGAGAGGAACAGGAAGAAGGCCGACGGCGACGAAGAGGUGGGCGAAACCCAGAAGCUGCUGCUGAAAGUCCUGCACAUCGCCGAGAACCCGGCGCCACUCGUAGUCCAGGCCAGCCCCGGCGUCAAAGAAGUCCGGCCGUAUAUCGUGUGCUGUGUGGUGAAAGGCAUGGACUUGAGCCCAGGAAACGCCUUGAAGAGGUUCCUUUCCGUUCAGACCAAGCUGCACGAGGACGUCUGUGAGAAACGGACAGUCGCCACCAUUGCCACGCACGACUUGCGAUUGGUGAAAGGCCCCCUCUUGUAUGAUGUUCGGCCACCAGACGAUUUGAAGAUCACUCCCUUGGGCCGGAAAGAAGUGAAGGCGAAAGACCUCCUCCGGCAGCUACAGUCCGAAGCUGAGGAGCAGCGGAAACAAAAGAAGAGGCAGAACAUCUCCGGAUUGCACAGGUAUCUUCAGCUACUCAACGGGAAGGAAAACUACCCUUGCCUUGUGGACGCCGAAGGUGCCGUGAUUUCUUUUCCGCCAAUCACAAACAGCGAGAAGACCAAGGUACCACAAAGUUUGCAAACUUGGCAUUCUGGCCACUUGAAGAAGGGAAAAGGGAGAAGGUCCUCCAUUGUGUACAUGGCAGGGCUCAGGUUGCAUUGCACUAGGUGGUCUGUGGUUUGCUCUUCUCCGCACUCGCGUGUGGUGGACUCCACUUUGUGGCCCCAUUUCUGAAGGUUGGUGUAGCGAGAGAGAGAGAGUCUAUUUAUUUAAGAAAAACCUCUU